Messenger RNA from Choloepus didactylus (southern two-toed sloth), 2018 nucleotides. RefSeq names its product receptor accessory protein 2 (gene REEP2). NCBI's taxonomy places the organism in Eukaryota, Metazoa, Chordata, Mammalia, Pilosa, Megalonychidae. The record is from RefSeq and is a predicted model, not a curated record. Gene Ontology annotation, biological process: endoplasmic reticulum tubular network organization. Gene Ontology annotation, molecular function: taste receptor binding; microtubule binding. Bases 148 to 912 code for a protein of 254 amino acids. Gene Ontology annotation, cellular component: endoplasmic reticulum tubular network; endoplasmic reticulum membrane; cytoplasmic microtubule. The transcript has 8 exons.
GCGGCUCCGCGCUCCGCUGCACCCGCGGCGGCUGCUGCUGCUACUGCUGCUGCUACUGCGGCUUCUGUUGCCGCCGCCGCCCGACCUCGGGCAGCCGCAUCCUCAGCCCGGCUCGGGUCCCCACCCAGCGCCCCGCCGGGCCCCGCCAUGGUGUCCUGGAUCAUCUCCCGCCUGGUAGUGCUCAUCUUUGGCACCCUGUACCCAGCCUACUCUUCCUACAAGGCCGUGAAGACAAAAAACGUGAAGGAAUAUGUGAAAUGGAUGAUGUACUGGAUCGUCUUUGCCUUCUUCACCACGGCUGAGACACUCACAGAUAUCGUGCUCUCCUGGUUCCCCUUCUACUUUGAACUCAAGAUCGCCUUUGUGAUAUGGCUGCUGUCACCUUACACCAAGGGCUCCAGUGUGCUCUACCGCAAGUUCGUGCACCCAACACUGUCCAACAAGGAGAAGGAGAUUGACGAAUACAUCACACAGGCCCGAGACAAGAGCUAUGAGACCAUGAUGAGGGUGGGCAAGAGGGGCCUGAACCUGGCUGCCAAUGCCGCAGUCACCGCCGCUGCCAAGGGCCAGGGGGUGCUGUCAGAGAAGCUCCGAAGCUUCAGCAUGCAGGACCUGACCCUUAUCCGGGAUGAGGACGCCCUGCCUCUGCAAGGGCCCGAUGGCCGCCUCCGAGCCAGCCCUGGCAGCCUCCUGGACACCAUUGAGGACUUAGGUGAUGACCCUGCCCUGAGUUUAAGGUCCAACACAAACCAAGCAGAAACCCGGACAGAGACCUCUGAGGAUGACAUGGGGGACAAGGCCCCGAAAAGGGUCAAAUCUAUCAAAAAAGUGACCAAGGCUGAGCCACUGGCUUCCAAGACACUGAAGACCCGGCCCAAGAAGAAGGCCUCUGGUGGGGGCGACUCAGCUUGAGGCCCCCCACCCUCCCACAGGCUUGCAGGGCAAGGAGGAAGCCUCAGCCCCAGCCCCAGCCCCAGCUCCUGACCCACACCUGUGCCCCAUUUCUGGUGCCCGCCUCUGGAAGGGACUUGGAGAAGAGGAGGGAGCCCCUGAGGUGGGGUUGAGGGUAGAGGCUGAAUCAAGGGCUGAGGACUGAACCACGUGAGGAGCCUGAACCGUAUUCUCCCCGCUCCAGCCCUACCCCUGCCCACCCGGUGCCUUGCUGAAGACCAUGGCCAUUCCCUUCUCUGAGGUCCUAUCGUGCCCCCAUUGCUCCCCUGAGUGGCGGGUGAUGCAGCCCAGAUGGACCAAGGGUAGGCUGUAAGGCACCUGGGAGAAAGGGAGUGAGAGGGGAAGCUGUUGGGCAACCUGGGCACAGGGGACUCCAGGCUCCAGCUGUGAGUGGAGGACAGGGGGCUUUGUAUGUGCUUAAAUGUCGGAGCUGCUGCAGCUGGGGCUCUUUUCCUGGGCAUUGGGUAGGACUGUCUACUACAUGUUCCCACUAGGAAAAAGAGGUGGGCAUUCCAUGGGAGUGUGUAUGUGAUUUUCUGUGCCUAUCUUUCGUGUCUAGGGCUUGGGGUAGCUUGCGUAAAGGACUUUCCUUCCAGCAGUCACUUCCCCCCACGCUCAGCCUCCCAGCUGGUCCCCUUCCCCCUUCUCAGCCCUCCCUCCUAAUUCCUGAGCUUCACUGGACCCCAGCCUAUGAGAGAACAGGGCUCUGAAGGCCUCUCACCUCUUCAGCACUGGAUCCCUUCUCCCCUCACCCCAUUCCUGCCCUGCCCACUGUCGGGGCCCCUGCUGAGCUGGCUCCUCUCCUCACCUGGGGGCCCAUCCUGCCCUCCCUCUGAUCCCCCUUCCUGUGCCAAGCAGACUGGGCCGUCUGUGAACAGACCCUGUGAGAGCCCAGCCUUCCCCUCACACCCAACCCCAUCUUCUGCCAUUGCUUCAGUCAGGGCCAAGAUGAACACAUGAGGAAGAAAAAGAAAUUAAGGAGCCAAGGGGAUUCCAAAUUCCAUGGAAAGGGUGCCCAUUGGACCUUUGGAACUGGAUGAGCCAAUAAACCAAACUCUGGCACCUCA